UCCAGGAAUCAUUGAGUCUAUAUUCGAAAUAAUCCAUUAAAUUACGCUUUCAUUACGUCAAUUCGGGUCAUUUUUUACAUUUUAAAUUGUUGUAUAGUUGUUGCAAAUUUUUUAAACUAUGUGUCUGCGAAUUGCCACGAUUUUAAAUCAGGCCAAUACUAGAGCCACCAAAAGGUCCUUAGGAUGCAGGAUGUGUUUGUGGAUGUAACAUCACGUCACUACACCGGUUUAGUUAGCCUGUUAGCAUUGUAUAUAACAAGAACGACCGUAAGAAAGUAUCAUAAUAAACAUUAUUAACGCAAUUGGCUGCUGGAAAGUAACAAUACAUAGAUUUGUCUGUCUUUUUGUAAUAUAUUUUCGUCAUCUUCAUCAGCGGGGAUCAUGGCGACCGGUGCUGAUGUGAGAGACAUCCUGGAGCUGGCAGGAGGAGACGCAGAUACAGGACCAAUCAGCAAGAAGGACAUCAUCAACUCCGACAAGAAAAAGGUGAAGAAGAGCACAGAGACCCUGACGUUUAAGAGGCCAGAGGGAAUGCACAGAGAGGUCUACGCUCUGCUCUACUCCGAUAAAAAGGACGCUCCCCCUCUGUUACCCAGCGACACCACUCAGGGUUACCGCACGGUGAAGGCCAAGCUGGGCUGUAAGAAGGUUCGUCCGUGGAAGUGGAUGCCCUUCACCAACCCGGCUCGUAAAGACGGAGCCAUCUUCCACCACUGGAGACGAGCGGUGGAGGAGGGCAAGGACUACCCCUUCGCCCGCUUUAAUAAGACGGUACAGGUCCCCGUGUACUCGGAGCAGGAGUACCAGAUGUACCUGCACGACGACGGCUGGACUAAAGCGGAGACGGAUCACCUGUUCGACCUGUGCAAGCGCUUCGACCUGCGCUUCAUCGUCAUCCACGACCGCUACGACCACCAGCAGUACAGAAAACGUUCUGUGGAGGAUCUGAAAGAACGCUAUUACAACAUUUGCGGGAAGCUCACGAAGGUCCGCGCUCCGUCUGGCACCGAACCUAAAGUCUACAUCUUCGACGCGGGACACGAGAGACGCAGGAAAGACCAGCUGGAGAGACUGUUUAACCGCACACCUGAACAGGUGGCGGAGGAAGAGUACCUGAUGCAGGAGCUGAGGAAGAUCGAGACGCGGAAGAAGGAGCGGGAGAAGAAAGCGCAGGACCUGCAGAAGCUGAUCACGGCGGCUGACAGCACCACGGAGAUGCGCCGGGGUGACCGCAAGGCCACGAAGAAGAAACUGCCGCAGAAACGAGAGGCGGAGAAACCGGCCGUACCUGAAACGGCAGGAAUCAAAUUCCCCGACUUCAAAUCAGCCGGAGUGUCUCUUCGAAGCCAGAGGAUGAAGUUACCGAGCUCUGUAGGACAGAAGAAGAUUAAAGCCAUUGAGCAAAUCCUCACCGAGCAGGGAGUGGACCUGAACCCCAUGCCCACCGAGGAGAUCGUGGCGAUGUUUAACGAGCUGCGCAGUGACCUGGUCCUGGUGUACGAACUGAAGCAGGCUCACAGUAACUGCGAGUACGAGCAGCAGAUGCUGAGACACCGCUACGACGCUCUGCUCAAAGCAGGAGGCACCGGCACACCCCACAGCGACGGUACGGCCGGGCCAGACUCGCAGAACUGGGCCGGGGUGGACGACAUCAAAACCGAACCCAAAGAACAGAUCAUCGACGUGGUAGGAGCGCCGCUCACGCCCAACUCGCGUAAACGCAGAGAGUCGGCCUCCAGCUCCUCGUCCGUGAAGAAGAUGAAGAAACCGUGACGUGCCUCACUUCCUCAACUCUGACCGAAAGACUUCGAGAACGUCCUGAAGCGUGCGUGGCGAUGAGAUGACCGAGGCGUAGGACGUCCAUCAGACUUGCCGGGGGGGUUUUUCUUCUUCUCUUUAUUAAAACCUGAACGGUUCUCUCAGUAAAGCGCCGCUGCUGCUCAUCGUCCUUAUCUUCAUCACGUUCCACUCAGAGGUAGCAGGUAAACUGUGAAUCGCUACGGAAAUGAACCCAGACGUAAUCAUGGAAGAACAGAAGGAAGAAGGAGGGUUGGAACUUUUUUCUUUUUUCUUUUUAAAAAAAACAAAAACAAACUCCUCCCGUGUGUGUUCGUAGAUUAUAAUGUACAGUACAGUCCUGGUCUUUUCAGACACGUCCCUCACUUGACGUUUGCCUCUUUUGUUUCUGAUCCCUGCUCUGAACCAGACAGGACAGACAAAAUGGCCGCCGAAGUGUCCUCUACAAUGUCUCUGUUGCAUCCGGCUCGGAAAACUGAGCUACCGAGCAACCGGCUUAAUAAAUGUGUUCCAUUUUUAAAUAUAUAUAUAUAUAUAUAUAUAUAUAAUUUUUUUGGGUGGUUUUUUUUUGUAGUGCUAUGCGAGUUUCACUCAUUUCACAAUUAUACGUUCACGUGUGCUUCACUUUUCUAGGGUUAAUUUGGUGUUUGCCGUCAGUGAACUGUUUAAUAAAGGGUAAUAAACUAGUCAGUGAUGAUUAGUUACAAUGUACUGGUGUGUAAAUAUCGUAUUACAAUAUUUAAAGACAUUUCUGCGGUUCGUUGUGUCUCGUUUUGCAAACACAACUGCCAGCAAAUAA
Messenger RNA from Ictalurus furcatus (blue catfish), 2596 nucleotides. RefSeq names its product DNA methyltransferase 1 associated protein 1 (gene dmap1). The coding region runs from base 382 to 1773 and encodes 463 amino acids. Gene Ontology annotation, biological process: chromatin remodeling; DNA repair; negative regulation of transcription by RNA polymerase II. NCBI's taxonomy places the organism in Eukaryota, Metazoa, Chordata, Actinopteri, Siluriformes, Ictaluridae. The transcript has 12 exons. The record is from RefSeq and is a predicted model, not a curated record. Gene Ontology annotation, cellular component: nucleus; NuA4 histone acetyltransferase complex; Swr1 complex. Gene Ontology annotation, molecular function: transcription corepressor activity.